Molecule: messenger RNA, 606 nt
Organism: Meyerozyma guilliermondii ATCC 6260
Lineage: Eukaryota; Fungi; Ascomycota; Pichiomycetes; Serinales; Debaryomycetaceae
Gene: RDI1
Product: Rdi1p
Exons: 1
Coding region: 1-606 (201 amino acids)
Biological process (GO): Rho protein signal transduction
Cellular component (GO): cytoplasm; cytosol; membrane
Molecular function (GO): Rho GDP-dissociation inhibitor activity; protein binding
Source: RefSeq, a predicted model, not a curated record
AUGAGUCAGGCCAACGACGACGAUUUGGUUCCCGAGACCGUGGAAGGGUAUACCGUGGGCGAGAAGAAGACAAUUGAAGAAUACACGAAACUCGACGCUGAGGAUGAAAGUUUGGCAAAGUGGAAAGCUUCGUUGGGUUUGGCGGCCGACGCCGACGCGUAUCCCGUAAAGGCAGGGGACAAGCGGAAAGUGGUCAUUGUAGAGAUGGCGUUGGAAUUUCCCGAGCUGAAGGAUUUGGACCCGAUAGUCAUCAAUAUGGAGGACAAUGACGGGAACACCAUCAAGAAGGAUAUCAAAUUCACCAUCAAGGAAAAGGCGGUUUACCGGCUCAAAAUCAAGUUCAGAGUUCAACAUGAGAUCAUUACUGGCUUGCGGUACUUGCAUCUGGUGAAAAAAGCCGGCAUUCGGGUGGACAAGGUCGAAGAGCCAUUGGGUUCUUAUGCUCCCAACACCACCAAGCAACCGUUUUACGAGAAAUACUUUCCUGAUGUCGAGGCUCCUUCUGGAAUGUUGGCCCGUGGAAGUUACUCUGCCACGACAAAGUUCGUUGACGAUGACCUGACGGUGCACUUGACGUUUCCAUGGAGCUUCCAAAUAACUAAGUAG